Messenger RNA from Xiphias gladius (swordfish), 6254 nucleotides. Its product is annotated as arf-GAP with Rho-GAP domain, ANK repeat and PH domain-containing protein 2. Bases 165 to 5201 code for a protein of 1678 amino acids. The transcript is spliced from 33 exons. Lineage: Eukaryota; Metazoa; Chordata; Actinopteri; Istiophoriformes; Xiphiidae. Gene Ontology annotation, biological process: signal transduction. The record is from RefSeq and is a predicted model, not a curated record. Gene Ontology annotation, molecular function: protein binding; GTPase activator activity.
CCGAGAGCCAGCACACGCGCUCAGAGCGGCGUAAUAUGAGAGAAACGGGGACGCAAGGUGUGCGGCCGAUGACCCGAGCUCCCCUCCUGCUCUUAAGCGCCAGGCUGGACCACUAACAUCUUCUAAAGAUCUUCCUGCUGUGGCAGAUGUGGAAUUAGAGCACCAUGAUGGAGCCUCCAGAGCCCAGCCAGGAGAUUGGGGAGUGGCUGUCCGCCCUCCGCCUGUCCCAGUAUACCUCCUUUCUCCAGCAGGGAGGAUACAAAGCUCUGGAAGACUGCAAGGACCUCACAGAUGAGUGCCUCCUGGAGCUUAAAGUGUUUCCAACAGGCCAUCGGAGGCGCAUCAUCCGCAGUUUGGAAGCACUAGGGGUGAAGCCUCAGAGCGGUGGAGAUGAUGCAGAAGAAGAGAUAGAGGGAGGGGUAGAGGACGGGAGCUGCUGGAGGAAGCGCCAGUGUAUGCCAGUGCCAUACCCGAGGCAUGUCUUUCUAAAGGACAAAAACAGGGGGACUCAACCAAAGGAGAGGGGGGAGUAUGAUUUGGAGGGGAGUCAGACUUUGCCUCCAGGAGUAGGACUUGGAACAGAAACCAAGGACAAAUACCUCCGGCCGCCUCAGCCGGCCCCACGUAAUCCCCAGAACAUCCGAACAUCCAUUUCUCUACAUACCUGCGUCCUUCCUUCUGUGUCCUCCAGCAGCAGCAGCAGUGAGUCCCUCUGCAUUUCAGAAAAGCCUUCAAACUGGGAGAUUUCCUCAGAGGACUCUUUGCCAUUGAGCAAUGACUCUGUCCCCUGUUCUGCUGAAGUACCCCACUCAACAGUGACUGAAGACCAUGGUGGUCUUCAGUGUGAAAUGGUGGAAAACUCCAUCUAUGAGGCCCCGCCUUGUUUUAAGGUUUCUGCAGGUCCACGACUCACUCGCUCCUACAGGCUGAGGCACCGGCCCGUGCCUGAAAUCCCGACUCAGACCAUACCGCCAUUUCAGGACAGGAGCACACCACCGGCACAAACGACCAGCCCUGAACACCUAACUGGCUCCGAAGGUCCCACUGGUGCAAAUGGCAUACAGAAAGCUUCACUUCAAAGAACCUUGACGCCUAUUGCUCCUUACGGAGAAAUGUUCCUGUACAACAACCCUGAAAGCGUUCCGGACCAAGGUGCUAAAGAAAGGCUACAGAAGGGGUUUAAGGACAAGAUAAAGCAGAAGAGACAGAGAAGAAAGACACCUGAACAGAAAGAGUCAAAGGAAAGAGAUUAUCCACCAGCUCCAGCUAUCCCAGACCCUCACAAAGUUGAGUAUUCCACAGUCGAUGAGUGUGCCGGCAUUUUCCCGCAAGCCAUUUUGGACCAUAGUUUUGCCGUGACCCCUGAAACUCUUGCUGCUGGUCCAGCUGCCUCUGGCCCUAAGGAUGGAUCCUUGAUCAUGGUGGAGUGUGACCUCUAUUCGGGCCGUGCAGAAGCUCUGGAGGGUGUGGGCAGAAAUGAAUUGUCUGAUAUUUCUCCAUACGCAUGCUUCUAUGGAGCCCCCAAACACCAGGUUCUCAAAGUGGGUUGGCUGGACAAACUGUCGCCUCAAGGAAAUUGCGUUUUUCAAAGGAGGUGGGUGCGAUUCAAUGGCGAGAGUCUGGCCUACUACAACAAUGACAAGGAAAUGUACUCCAAAGGUAUGAUCCUGGCCAGUGCUAUCAGACAGGUGCGAGGACUGGGUGACAACAAGUUUGAGGUAGUCACCUCCCUUCGGACCUUCACAUUCCGUGCUGAGAGAGAAGGGGAGCGCCAGGAGUGGAUGGAAACUCUUCAGACGGCCAAGCGCCCGCCCGCCUGCGGCUCCCAGAAGCCCUCUGACAGCCUUUCCCACCCCUCCUCCACAAACAAGCGAGGCUUGCUGGAGCUUCGCGGUUACAAAGGCAGAGUGGUGGUGUCCCUGGCGGGGAGUAAAGUCAGGCUCUGCAAAACAGAACAGGACUAUAAAAUGGGACUGGCUAUUGCUGAAGUGGAACUGACUGCUGCCAAUAUUAGAGACAUGGACCGCAGGGGCUUUGAAAUCAACACCCCCUUCAGGAACUUCUGCUUCACGGCCGAGUCAGAACGGGAGAAGGAGGAGUGGAUUGAAGCGGUUCAAGAAUCGAUCGCUGAGACACUCUCCGACUAUGAAGUGGCAGAGAAGAUCUGGUUUGACGAGGCCAACGGGAGCUGCGCCGACUGCCGCGCCCCGCAGCCGGAGUGGGCAUCUGUCAACCUCGGCGUGGUCAUCUGUAAGAAGUGUGCAGGACAGCACCGUUCCCUUGGAACGAGUAUUUCCAAAGUGCGGAGCUUGAAGUUGGACAGCAGUAUCUGGAGCAAUGAGCUAGUGGAGCUCUUCCUGGAGGUGGGGAACAAGAAUGCUAACAGUUUCUGGGCAGCUAAUCUUCCCUUGGAGGAGGACCUGUAUAGUGGGGCUUCGGCAGAGCAGCGCGCCACGUUCAUCCGCAGGAAGUACAGGGAGAAGAAGUACCGGAGGGUCCUGGAGGGUUUUCAUGACCCCGAUCAGCUCAACCAGGCGCUGUGUGCAGCUGUGGUGACGCCUGACGUGCUGCAGACCAUGAUGCUGGUCUUCAGUGGGGCAGAUGUUAUGUGUGCUACUGGAGAUCCAACCUACUCCACCCCCUAUCUCUUGGCUCAACGUGCUGGACAGAAGCUACAGAUGGAGUUCCUGCACCAGAACAAGCUAUCUGAUUUCCCCAGACUCGAGCAGUGGUCGGAGAGGCCCUCCCUUACUGAUAGUUCCCUCUUCAUGGAUGGCUUCCUCUACAUCUCCUCUGGCCCAGCUAAGUCGACGUUUGACCGCCGCAGAAGAGAUGACAUGGCACGACGUUGGUGUACCUUGGAGGGCGGGUUCCUGAGUUACUAUGAGAGCGAGCAAAGCCCGUCGGCCAUCGGCAGGGUGGACGUCACCAUGGUGGUUAGCCUGGCUGUCAGCAACACAGAGACAAUGACUGGAACUGGGGCUGUGUUUACCGUGGAGCUGUACCUGCAGACAGAGCGAGCACUGAUUGUUGGAGCUGAAACACAGGAAACGCAGCAUGACUGGAUCCAGGCUCUAACAAAGUGCUUCGUCCCGUCUAAAGUUGAGGGACUGGUGCAGAAAGACAGUGAGCUGAUUGGCAGACUCCACUACAAAGAGGGCCACGACCUGUACCACUGGAGGAUGGGCUGGUUUAUGCUGGAAGGCUCUGCCCUGCACUUCAGUUCAGGAGAGGAGGAGGGAGAGGAGGAAGUCCUUCAACUCAAACAGCUGCAUGAGCUCACUGUCUCCAAACAUACCGAGGGUGAGGACAAGAUCCAAGUCCUGCUGAUGGUGGAGGGCGGAAGAACAGUUUACAUCCAUGGCUUCAACAAGACGGACUUUGCACUGUGGCACUCUGCCAUCACACUGGCUGCUGGCACAGAUGGCAAGGCCCUCAGUGACCAGCAGCUGACUAAAAACGGAGUCCCUAUUAUAGUCGACAGUUGCAUCGCUUUUGUCACUCAGUAUGGUCUGUGCCAGGAGGGGGUCUACCAGAGGCCCGGGGACCCUGGUCGAGUUGCCCUACUCCUGCAGGACUUCAACCGCAAUGCCCGCGAUGUUAAGCUGAGGGAGAAGGAGCACCGGCUGGAGGACGUGACCGACACCCUGAAGAGCUUCUUAUCCCAAGCAGAGGAUGCGCUACUGACCAAGGAGCUCUAUCCAUACUGGGUGGCAGCUCUAGAUGAGAAGGACGAGAGGCAGAGAGUGAAGAGGUACACCACUUUCAUAGAGAGUUUGCCAAAGAUAAACAGGUCAACCCUCGAUGCCCUGCUGCAACACCUGUACAGGAUUCAGCAGUGUUCCCACCUCAACCACAUGCCGAGCGAGAAACUGGCCUCCGUUUUCUCCUCCUCCCUGUUCCAGACUCGGGGACAAACCCCACAGGAAAUUAGCGUGGUCCAUGACCUCAUCAACAACUACAUUACACUCUUCAGUGUCAAUGAAGACCAGGUGCAACAGAUGGAGAAAGAGAAUAGUUUCAUCACGCGCUGGAACGACAAGAAGGACACCACAUUCUCUCCAGCUGGGGACUUGAUCUUCGAGGUGUACCUGGAAAAGAGAGAACCGGAGAACUGCUGUUUAAUCAAGGUCUCCCCCAGCAUGCGGUCCAUGGAGCUUGCAGAAACUGCUCUGAGCAUGAGGAACAUCACCUCUAAAUCUGACUUCUGGACCACCUUUGAAGUCAUUGAGAAUGGAGAGCUAGAGCGACCGUUGCACCACAGUGAGAAGAUCCUUGAGCAGGUGUUGGAGUGGAGUGCCUUGGACUGCCCUAGAUCUGCUUUUCUUGUUAUAAAGAAGUUUGCAGGGGCCAAAAAUGUGGCUUAUGGGGAAGCAGACCAAAGUCAGUUUAUAAAAGGCGACUAUCUGAAGUUCAGCGAUGGAUCUUCCAAACUGCUGUCGGGGCACAAAUUCCAAGACAAAUAUGUUGUACUACGUGCAGAGAAGCUGUUGCUCUACAGAGAUAUCAAGAGCACUAAAGCAGAGAAAGCGGUCCAACUCAAGUCUGUGAAAUGUUACCUAGGCCUGAAGAAAAAGCUCAAACCUCCAAGCAGCUGGGGCUUCACAGUCUACGCUGAUAAACAGCAAUGGCAUUUGUGCUGCGAGAAGGAGGAGGCGCAGGUCAGCUGGGUGACGGACAUCAUCGGGAUGAAGUACGGUUCUGACGUCUGUCCAGAGACUGUCAACGCAAAAGAAGCUGCAGAUCACAAAUCCUCCAGAGGGGGAGCUGCGACUGAAGGCUGCGAGAUUCCACCACACAGCCAUAAUCCCAGCAAACAGGUUUGCCCACAGCUGACCAAAAGAAGGAUUUCUCUUGGUGGUGUCAACCAGGGAACAGCCAAAGAUGGUGGUCUUUUCCAGACCAACACCACAGCCAACUCCCCAAAGCACAACAACCUGCUCAAGGCCCCAGAGGUCCCACACAGAAGACCUUCUUUGGACGUAGGCCAACCUCCACAGCUCCCUUCCCCGUCCCUGUCCAGACACUCGCAGCCCAUGGCUUUGCCUGAUCCUCCUAGGAGGGGCAGCAAAACCACCAGCAAGGGACCCGCUCUGAGCAGGGAGGGUAUGAUGCCGCCUAAUCUGCUGAAUGAAUUGAAUUUGGUGCUAAGCAAGAAUGGUCGGAGUGCCAAGAACGAUGACUGGCAGGAAGAGAAGUGAGCAGGAGAAAGAAAGGUACUUAGAACGGUCAGUUCGAACUGUAAGAAAAACAUUACAGGGCUGAGUAGUGAGAGAAAAGUGUGGAGACUGACAAAGAGAGACCACACAGUGCAUAUGGAGACUAAGUUACUUUCAUGAAGGGGGGUCAUAGCCUGAAGACUGCUUUUCAACUAGGAUAUAUAAAGCAAUGCCGAUACACAAAGGGAUGUGGAAAACAGGUGCAGGAGACAUGGAGGUCAUGCAGACCUCGGCUGGACAUGGCACUGACCCAAGCACUACAAAAUGUGAUGUAUAUUCCGCUCUUCUAAAGUCUGAAAUCGAACAAAAAUACGUUCCAAUGUCAAACCUCAGAAAGUUCCAGAAAGACUCCAAACUUCUUGCUUCAUGCUUUCACUUUUCCAAUUACUAUGAAAAGGCUGUUUUGUGUACGUCUGAAAAGUAUUGUGAUACUUAAACAUUUACCUUUUUCUUAGUAGCACUUUUGCUGCUAAAAUACUCAGGCAUGUGCAAAAAUGCAAAGAAAAUGAUGCAUACGUGCAUAUCCAGUUCAAAAGAGAAGAGCACGUUUAGGGUCCUCUAGACAUUAACAGUGGCUAAUAGCCUGUUUUCAUAGACAAGGGAUGGUGGGCAAUCUCAUAUGUAAUUAUUUGUAAUUAUUUACUUUUUUGUAGCCGUGAACAUUGUGACCUUUUACUGUACAGUUACUAGCAGUGUUUUUUAGCAUAUCAUCCUGUGGCCCGACACUUCAAACACUGCACUGGCUGCCACCAAAUGUAAUUUUAAUGUAAAGUAUGAAUAUAUAAAUAAACAUUGCAAAAUGCUUUAACAUGCUUUUUUACUGAACUGUUUAAUCUUUAAUGAUACGAUAAUUCCGUUUGCCUAAUAUUUUAGUGUAAGUUGUGCCUUCAUGUUCAGUGUUUUCUUCCAAUAACAAAAUGAUUUAUGCUAAACAUUAGCCAAAUAUAGCUUGGUCAUCUUUUCGCUAGCUGGUUUUUGUAUGCCUAUUGCUAAAAACACACCUCACAAUAUAAAAUACGGCUGCCUUGGAAGAGC